Messenger RNA from Aureobasidium uvarum, 744 nucleotides. The record is from the annotation of a GenBank genome assembly. Lineage: Eukaryota; Fungi; Ascomycota; Dothideomycetes; Dothideales; Saccotheciaceae.
AUGAAGCCUUCACAAGUGUUACUCGGUAUUGCUGCUGCUGGUGUUCGGCUCGCAAACGCAGCUACACCAGCAGGCUCCGAACCUCAAGUCCCCAACACCUUGGGUCUUGCCUUUGGCAAAAACGUCGUGCAACCCGGCGAGAUGAUCGAGCAAGCUGGUAAGUCUCUCUUAGCCCCAGGGGGUUUUGCUUUCAAUAUACAUGUCCACAAAAAGAAUACCAACACCACGCCCCANGUCGCCGAUGCAGGCCAACCCGCCCUCUACGCCCCUCACCCCAAAAUCAACAAUCGCAACAUCAAAAAACACCCCGGAAACCCUCACGACAAGACCUACAUCUUUACCAUGGUGGAUCUCAAUCUACCUUUCUUCGCUUUGCCCGCAACCACAGACUUUGCCUCUCUCGUCCCCGGCAUCGGGCCCAACCGCACAACCCGCCUGCACUGGUUCGAAUAUAACGUCCACGCCAUCCCUCCCCGCCAACAACUCCAAAACUUUUCGGUUCCGGUGGCUGGAUAUGAAGGUCCUCAACCGCCAAAGGGAGACGAACCGCACAAUUACGUGGUGUAUCUGUUUGAGCAGCCCGAGGGAUGGAAACCCGAUGCUGCAGCGAUGGAAAGCUAUAAAGACGAAACCUCGUUUGCGAGAAUGAACUUUUCGGUCAAGGCGUUGGAGCAGCAGAUUGGUAAGCCCAUUGCGGCAAACUACUUUGUCGUCGAGAAUGAGAAUAAUACAAAAAGUGGUUAG